AUGAUUGAGAUGAAUGAACCGUCCUUCAAGAGUGACCUACAUUUAUCAUACCUAAAGCAAUUUAUCACCAAGCGUGUCUCAGAGUCAGUUGAUCCAAGAGUCAGUUGGUCUAAGAGUCAGCUGGUCCAAGAGUCAGUUGAUCCAAGAGUCAGUUGGUUCAAGAGUCAGUUGGUCCAAGAGUCAGUUAGUUCAAAGGUCAGCUGGGCCAAGAGUCAGCUGGUUCAAGAAUCAGCUGGUCCAAGAAUCAGCUGGUCCAAGAGUCAGUUGGUUCAAGAGUCAGCUGGUUCAAGAAUCAGCUGGUCCAAGAAUCAGCUGGUCCAAGAGUCAGUUGGUUCAAGAGUCAGUUGGUCCAAGAGUCAGUUAGUUCAAAGGUCAGCUGGUCCAAGAGUCAGCUGGUUCAAGAAUCAAUUAGUUCAGAGUCAGUUGGUCCAGAGUCAGUUGGUUCAAGAGUCAGUUGAUCCAAGUCCGGCUGAUCCAAGUCAGUUUGGUUCAAGUCAGUUGAUCCAAAGUCAGUUUGGUUCAGAAGUCAGUUGGUUCAAGAGUCCAGUUGGUUCAGAGUCGGUUGGUUCCAAGAGUCAGUUGGUUCAAAGAGUCCAGUUGAUCCAAGGAGUCAGUUGGUCCAAGUCAGUUGAUCCAAGAGUCCAAUUUGGUCCAGAAGUCCAGCUGGUCUAA
This is a messenger RNA of Homarus americanus (American lobster), 672 nucleotides long. RefSeq lists its product as uncharacterized. The coding region runs from base 1 to 672 and encodes 223 amino acids. The transcript is spliced from 3 exons. Lineage: Eukaryota; Metazoa; Arthropoda; Malacostraca; Decapoda; Nephropidae. The record is from RefSeq and is a predicted model, not a curated record.